AGCUGCCAUUCGGCACCGGAGUUGCUCCGCGCUCCCAGAAUGCACCGGCAGUCCGCGGGAAACCAAAAUGGCGAAGGGCUGUAGCGAAGUGGGCUGUGUUUGAGACCGGUGUAAGAACGCUGUCUUUACCCCCAACCCUCGUCCCCAAGGACCUCGGUUUGUGCGUGCGUAUGUGCGGGUUGCCCGGUGGGGCGGGUGCCCAGUAAGUGCUUGGACUCGCAGGGGAAGCGCCCACGGAGACGUGAUUGGUUGUUUUUUCCUGUAUGAAGCGGUUGGCACCACUGAAGUGACCGAAUGAGUGUUGCCCGGCUGUGAGACUAGGGUAUCUGCUGAUUCUGAACCACUAGUAGCAACCCUCACCAAGGGUCCCAGCAAGGUGAGGGAUGAGAGGAUAACAUCUACAGAUGGUUCAACCUGGUUCUCUUUGAAGUUUUCCUUUCAAGAAAUCCUCAACCAGAAUGGAAGCAACCAGUCUCAGGCUUCAUUUUACUGUACCUGCCUCAAGAAAUAAAGAAUUCCUUCCCAGUAGUUUUAGUGUUUAAGUAGAUUGCCUGCUGCUUCCCUUGUACCUGGGUCUUUGGCCCUGCUUGGCCUCAUCUGUGGGAAAGUUUCCAUCAACAUUGGCACUUCGUUAAGUUACAUUACAUCCUUCACAUCUGCUAAGUGGUACUCCAUGGGCUGAAGAGUAGUGGCAGGGCUACUGGAGACAUGGUUGUGAUGCAUCUGUCAAGGCUGAUUGGGGUUACCAGCGAAGAGGAGGGAAAAAUCUCAGCAGCACAUACAGUAGUGGGAUGAAAGUUCCUACUGGGGAGAGACUCUACAGGGGCAGGUAAUUCACUGGUCCACAAGCGGUCUCCUUUACGUCGAAACCAAAAGACCCCAACAUCCUUGACCAAGCUGUCUUUACAGGAUGGACAAAAAGCCAAAAAGCCAGCAUGUAAAUUUGAAGAGGGUCAGGAUGUCCUAGCUAGAUGGUCAGAUGGCUUGUUUUAUCUUGGAACUAUCAAAAAGAUAAACAUAUUGAAACAGAGCUGCUUCAUCAUAUUUGAAGACAGUUCUAAAUCCUGGGUUCUCUGGAAGGACAUUCAAACAGGCAGGAGCCACUGGAAGUGGGGAAAUGGUCUGUACAAUAUGUCAAGAAGAGUAUUCAGAAGCUCCCAAUGAAAUGGUUAUAUGUGAUAAAUGUGGCCAAGGAUAUCAUCAGUUGUGUCACACACCUCAUAUUGAUUCCAGUGUGAUUGAUUCAGAUGAAAAAUGGCUCUGUCGACAGUGUGUUUUUGCAACAACAACAAAGAGGGGUGGUGCGCUUAAGAAAGGACCAAAUGCCAAAGCAUUGCAAGUCAUGAAGCAGACAUUACCCUAUAGUGUGGCAGAUCUUGAAUGGGAUGCAGGUCAUAAAACCAAUGUCCAGCAGUGUUACUGCUAUUGUGGAGGCCCUGGAGACUGGUAUUUAAAGAUGCUACAGUGCUGUAAAUGUAAGCAGUGGUUUCAUGAGGCUUGUGUGCAAUGCCUUCAAAAGCCAAUGCUAUUUGGAGACAGGUUUUAUACAUUUAUUUGCUCUGUCUGCAGUUCUGGACCAGAAUACCUCAAACGUCUACCAUUACAGUGGGUAGAUAUAGCACACCUAUGCCUUUACAACCUAAGUGUUAUUCACAAGAAGAAAUACUUUGAUUCUGAACUUGAGCUUAUGACAUACAUUAAUGAAAACUGGGAUAGAUUGCACCCUGGAGAGCUGGCAGACACACCAAAAUCUGAAAGAUAUGAGCAUGUUCUGGAGGCAUUAAAUGAUUACAAGACCAUGUUUAUGUCUGGGAAAGAAAUAAAGAAGAAGAAGCAUUUGUUUGGGUUGCGAAUUCGUGUUCCUCCUGUGCCACCAAAUGUGGCUUUCAAAGCAGAGAAAGAACCUGAAGGAACAUCCCAUGAAUUUAAAAUUAAAGGCAGAAAGGCAUCCAAACCUAUAUCUGAUUCAAGGGAAGUAAGCAAUGGCAUAGAUAAAAAAGGAAAGAAAAAAUCUGUAGGUCGCCCACCUGGCCCAUAUACAAGGAAAAUGAUUCAGAAAACUGCUGAGCCACCUUUGGAUAAGGAAUCAGUUUCAGAGAAUCCUACCUUGGAUUUACCUUGUUCUAUAGGGAGAACUGAGGGAACUGCACACUCAUCGAAUACCUCAGAUGUGGAUUUCACGGGUGCUUCCAGUGCAAAAGAAACUACCUCGUCUAGCAUUUCCAGGCAUUAUGGAUUAUCUGACUCCAGAAAAAGAACACGUACUGGGAGAUCUUGGCCUGCUGCAAUACCACAUUUGCGGAGAAGAAGAGGUCGUCUUCCAAGAAGAGCACUCCAGACCCAGAACUCAGAAAUUGUAAAAGAUGAUGAAGGCAAAGAAGAUUAUCAAUUUGAUGAACUCAACACAGAGAUUCUGAAUAACUUAGCAGAUCAGGAGUUACAACUUAAUCAUCUAAAGAACUCCAUUACCAGUUAUUUUGGUGCUGCAGGUAGAAUAGCAUGUGGCGAAAAAUACCGAGUUUUGGCUCGUCGGGUGACACUUGACGGAAAGGUGCAGUAUCUUGUGGAAUGGGAAGGAGCAACUGCAUCCUGACUGUAGGACUGAACAUUAUGUUCACUGCACUCUCAUUUUCUGUAGGUACAGUUCAAAGCCCUAAAGGAUAAAGGAGUCUGGCUUUUACUAUCUUUCUUAAAAAAAAAAAAAAAAAGUUAAAAAAUUUCAAAAAAGGGGAUGAUACUAGCCUUAACAUGUACCUGUCAAUGUUAUGGAUAUUGUCAUAAAAAGAUAUCUUUUAAAAACCAGAACAGAGACUUAAUUUUUUAAAUCUUAAGAUUUGUAGAAUGUUUCUAGGGUAGGAUAUUAAAAAUGAUUCAAACCCCAUGCAUGGUGUUAGAUAAUUUUUCUAAUUACUCCAUUGAGUCAGUUUUUGUGAUUAGUGGGUAUCAGAGCAAACAGAUCAUGUAGAUAGCACAAGUAUUUGGAGAAACAUUGUCUGUUUUGUUACCAAAAUGUUGGAAAAAAUUCAUUUCAAUACCUUUUAGAUUUCAUAAAGUGCAGUGUAUAUAAUGCCUACUGAAAGACUGUAAAAUAUUGAAAUUUUCUUUCAAACAAAGUGUAAAAAAUAUAUUGAGCCUGUAAAUUGCUCUGUGACUAGACUUCAUUGUCGUCUUAAUAUAUUCUUUGCAUGUGCAUAUAUAUACACACGUGUAUAUAUAUGUGUGUGAUUAUGUGACCUAUGCAAUACAAAUUAUGGGAAUGGGCAGCUUUGGAGUAUAUAUCCCAUAAUUCUUUUUUCAGGAAUAGUUGCAGUAUUUACACAGCAGCAUUUCUUCUCAGGCUUUUAUUGGGUGCUGUUGCUUGCUAUGUAUGAAGAGAAAUGUGUCAGACAAGUUUAGUGUGUUCUGAAGAAGGGUGUGAACAACAGUGUUCAUGGGCUUUUAGAAUGCUUUUCACUGUCAGUCCUUGUAACUCAGCUGUUCAGUACCUAAAGCAAAUUCAAAUAAUAUGAACAUUAUCUCCUACUAGAAAUAACGUUUUUCAAGUUUUCAUGGCACAUUAUGAUUGUAAAUGUCUCUCAGUUUUAACAGUAAGUCUAUAGGAGUCCCGUGAAGAUUCCUGAAAUGUCUGUAGUAACUGUUAGUCAUGUUUGAUCAAGUGUAGUAUGAACAAAGUAUUUUAUUGCACAGGGUUAACAAACAGUAUGUUGCCAACUGAGGCUACUGCUGUUUUAUUACAACAUUACCUCUUGUUUUUAUAAAAUGUACCAAGAUUUAAAUUGAUAACUUUAUUUUACAUGUAAAAAACCAGUUUCUUUUAUCACAGUGUUAGAGUUGUCUUCUGUUUCUUUUUGUUUUGUUUUGUUUGUUUUCUUUUUUAGCCAAAGAGUAAACAGAAGAAUUUUCUUAUUUUGGUGGCGAUUCAUUUUACUUUUAAAAGUGAUUGGUGGAUUAUUAGACUAAACAUGGGGGAAUUUGCCACCAAAAUGAAAAAUAUGUAAAAUAUAGUGAUUGCAGAGUGGUAAAAAUGUGGGUUAGUACUUAUUUAUUCCAUUAAUUGAUUAUUUGACUGUUUAUAAAGAAAGUUGCUUUAUUUCUUUAAACAUCUUCAAAAGAUGAUCUUUUCUUGUCACAUUAUAGCCAAAAGAAGCAGAGAACUUCAUUGUCCUGCAUUUGGUUCCUGGUUGGCCAGGUAUAAAUGAGCUUUACAAAAGUGCAAAUUAAAAACUGUCACUUCUGUUUACCUCCACCAAAACUUGAUUUUCCCCUAGCUAUUAAUUUAAAGUUGCCUUUCCUGCAGCUGCAAUAUUUUGAAUAACACACAGAGUUUGUGUUGAUUUUUGAAUGUUUGUUUAUAUCUAGGGGUAAUGAAAAAUGUAAAUCCCGUGUAACCUUAUUCACUCCACCUGUAUCAUAUUAUUUCAUUUUCCCCUAAGUCCUUUAAUUCUAACUGAACACCAGCAGUAUUUUUAGAAACUUUAACAUACUUGGAAGACGAUUUAUCAAGCUGAACUGUCUUUAGACGUAAUUAUUGUGAAUGUCUGUUUUAUUUUAUCAUGGUGGUUCACAUGGCUCUGAUGUUCAGUUUGUAUUUUUGGAAUUGCUUUACUUAGAAUUAAAACAGACCAACAUUAAAUGUGUGUAUUUUUAAAAGA
Microcebus murinus (gray mouse lemur) is the source of this 4652-nucleotide messenger RNA. The record is from RefSeq and is a predicted model, not a curated record. NCBI's taxonomy places the organism in Eukaryota, Metazoa, Chordata, Mammalia, Primates, Cheirogaleidae.